CAACCCAGUCUGAAGAUUAUUUUUUUUUUUGUGUGUGGGGGAAACCGGCUGUAGCGGACAUGUAGCUAGUGCAUUACGACCGCUCUGUGUUUGAAUCAAUCAUACAUUUUUUUUAUUACUUGAGUGUAUCUUAUCCAGUAAAUUGACGUAAAAGGACGAGGUUGCUAAGUUGCUCGCGUUCUAUCACUGUAGCUAGUUCGUGUGCGAUGAUUUUGUCGGUUUAGCCAUCUUCCUAGCUGCUGACAGUGGUCUGAAGGCUGCUGUUCUGUUGCGGUGGUGAGCUACCCGAAGAAGCGGCCCUGACCAUAACGUUAACUAGCUGGCUUUAUCCAAGUGUCUGUUAGUCGACGAACUCGGACGUUGCAUUGGAUUGUCUGCGCAUUGCUGGCUGGCUAGCUAGCUACCUAACUUCAGCUGGCUAAACAGAGCGGAAAGGCAUCUGUCAUAUGCAGAUAUGACAGCCAACUAGCUAGCUAGCCAGCUACCUUCGCUUUUUAUCCAUGGAAUACAAAUGGGUUUCUUUUUGGAGUAUGGACCUACGAUUGAUGGCGUGCCUUUGAGUCUACGGUAACCCACGAUAGUUGUAAUAAGAAAAGCAUCGAAUGCAAAAGUAUUGAAAGCAAACCUCCAUUAUGGAUUUCAGCAAAUCGUUGACCUUGUGGAUUGCAUGCUUAUGCCUCCUGGGGGAAAGCUGGAUGGUACAAGCCAGCUCAGACCACCAUAUUGAUAAUGGUGUGUCAGAACUCUGUCGCAUCGAUGAGCCUCGGUGCCACGAUGAAAAUACCAUCCUCAGCUUCGAGGCCAUCCGCAGUAUCCACAAGCAGAUGGAUGACGAUGCUAAUGGCAAUGUGGAUGUGUCAGAGACGGACGGGUUCCUGAGGGAGGACCUGAACUACCACGAUCCCAAAGCCAAGCACAACAGUUUCCAUGGAGACGACCAGUUCAUCAGUGUGGAAGACUUGUGGAAUACCUGGAAGGGUUCUAAAGUGUACAAUUGGACAGUGGACGAUGUGGUGUUGUGGCUCACCCACGUGGAGCUGCCGCAGUAUGUGGAUGCCUUCCGCAAGAUGCACUUCAACGGCACGAUCAUGCCCAGGCUGGCUGUGAAGAACGCCACUCUGACGGUGUCCAUUCUGAAGAUGCUGGAUCGUAGCCAUGUUCAGAAGCUGCAGCUCAAGGCCUUGGACACUGUGCUGUUUGGAGCCCCACUCAUGAACACUCAUAACCACCUGAAGGACUUCAUGCUGGUGGUGUCCAUCGUGAUCGGCAUUGGAGGCUGCUGGUUCGCCUACAUCCAGAACCGUUACUCCAAGGACCACAUGAAGAAGAUGAUGACGGACCUGGAUGGUCUACAGAGGGCUGAGCAGAGUCUGCAUGAUCUUCAGAAGAAGCUGCAGAUAGCCCAGGAGGAGCACCGUACAGUAGAGGUGGAGAAGGUGAACCUGGAACAGAAGCUGAGGGAUGAGAUCAACUGUGCCAAGCAGGAGGCCCAGCGGCUGAAGGAGCUCCGCGAGGGCACCGAGAACGAGCUGAGUCGGCAGAAAUACGCCGAGGAGGAGCUGGACCAGGUGCGCAUGGCCCUGAAGAAAGCCGAGAAGGAGCUGGAGUCUCGCUGCAGCUGGUCCCCACCAGAGUCCCUCCAGAAGUGGCUCCAGCUCACCCAUGAGGUGGAGGUGCAGUACUACAACAUCAAGAAGCAGAACGCUGAGAAGCAGCUACUGGUGGCGAAAGAAGGGGCAGAGAAGAUCAAGAAGAAGAGGAACACCAUAUUUGGGACCUUCCAUGUGGCACACAGCUCCUGUCUGGAUAAUGUGGAUCACCAAAUUCUGACAGCCAAACAAGCCCUGGGUGAGGUGACUGCUGCUCUGAGGGAGAGGCUGCACCGCUGGCAGCAGAUUGAGAUUCUGACUGGGUUCACCAUCGUCAACAACCCUGGGCUGUCCUCCCUGGCCUCCACCCUGAACCUUGACCCCAGCAUCAUGGGUGGCCGGGCCACGCCCCAGCACUUCAUUAUGUCUGAUGACAUGGAUGACAUGGACGAGGACAUCAUAUCGCCCGGAACUCUGCAAUACACCAACUGCCUCAAGGACCGGCGAGCCAGUGAUCUGUGGUCCAUGGGUUCUGGCAGCCAGUCCCUCAGGAAAUACUCUGCUCCCAGUAUGAUGUCCCUGCGUCAGCGCCACAUGGACUCCCAGCUGGCCAUGGGCUCUCAGAGGGAUCUGAACCGCUCAGACUCAGACUCCUCCCUGUCCCUCUCCCAAAUCGGUGAUCGUCUGUCCGCCUACAGCUCCAAGGGCCACCUGGUGAAACCCACCCCCUUACUGUAUGGUCCCCCUGUCCGCUCCGCCUCCGACGAGCCCUCCCUGCAUGCCCACACACCUAAUGGAGGGAACCGUGUCCACGAGGGAGGAGCCCAGACCGAGCCAGUCCCCGAGAGCCCCAUCCUGAUGAAGAAGGUGUACAGCAUCGAGAAAUCAGCCAGCCUGGGAGAGAUGGACGUUGGCCUCAUCGGUAUGACCAUGUCAGAGUCCUCCUGCUCCCUCAGCCUCAACUCCACCGAUGCCGACACCCCCUCCCCCACGGGGGGCCAGCCUGGGGCUGCAGGGGCCAAGGGAAGCAGCCGUAUCCCUCAACUCUCCUCCAAGAAGAGCCCUCUGGAGGAAGACAGCGGCUCCACGGGAGAAGACACAGACUCCGUCGCCAGUCGUAAGAAACACACCUUCAAGAUCUUCAAAAAACAGAAGAAAUAAUGACAAGGGUUACUGAAGACUUUUAAAGAGCGAUUAAAGGUGUUGCACUUAUUAUUAUUUCUGUUUUGGAAAACUUGUUUUGGGUUGUUCACUGGUCACAAGCGAUGGUGCAAAUCUUUGCCUUUAGGGUUUUCUAGGUACUUUCUCUGAGGCACUGUGGGAGCAAGCAGCUAUUCGGUGAUGUUUGCAAUGGGUGGUGUUGUACAGUGGAAUGUAAGCACUAUUUAUUUAGCAGGAAAGUGUGCCAGUCGCUCAGAGGGAAACAAGUCUCCUGGGUGGAUGUCUUCUGUUUUACUUCAACCUGUAUCAGUUUGCAUGUCUUCACCUUUGUUUGACUGAUAUUUUCUGGAUUCUCUUAGGUGUGUGCUUGGUUCUUGUCCUUAUUCUGCUUAGACAACACUUAAAAACUCAGCUGUUUCUUGUCGUUAAUCCCCGACCAACUCCUUGUUAUGUGUCAGAUGGACAUUGAGCACUUAAUGCCAGUCAGUGUUGGUCAAUGGUGAGGGGAUGGGGGGGGGGCUGAAAAGGGCUGAACAAUACUUGCAAAAACUUCUCGAGUCAAUUGUGCUAACAAGAAAUCUAGUAGUCAAUGUUAUCACAACUCUUCCAGUACAGCUGCAGACACAGCAAGACGCACACUAGGCAAACAUUUCCCUGGGAUAGAGCACCUUUGCGCGGAAGUGCUAACUUGAUUUAAUCCCCUUGAACACAAAGCUAGGUAGCUGGUGUAACUGCCUUGUCUAUUUGUCCCAAUCAUAGCCCUGAUCUAAGUUCCCUAAUAGAGGUUAUUAAAAUGACUACUUGAACUAUAUAAAUUUCGUAUCAAUGUAUGUUUAUUGAAGUAAACCUCUACAUUUGCAAAUUGCCUACCAUAUCAAUCUAUGUUGUAAUUGUAGGAGAUAUCACGUGAAUCGUUAGGAGUGCUGUAGGAGACGCUAAUCUUUUGAAGUGCCAAAACAAAGACUCUGGUCCAGUGGCCUUUAUUCUUGUCAACAACUAUAUAUGUACUGUCUGUUGUAAGUGAGAGGCAGCUUUCGAAUGAGUAGCACUGCCUUCUGUUUUUAUCUGGGGACUAAAAUCAGGUGAUCAAUUUGACAUGGUCACCCACAACAUUUCAAGCAGGGAGUUGCAGGCAGCAUUUGUAAUUCGAAGACUCCCAAGUUGUGUGUUGAGCAUUUUUGAGGUGUUUGCUACUUUAGCUUGGACUGUAGACUACCCAGAUCACCUAGAUCCACAUUAUACAGCUCCAGAGUCAAUGCACACAGUAAUGGUAUCUAUAGGUCACCAUUAUAAACUCACUUGCCAUUAUUGGUUUUGUGAAAGCACAAAUGGUUUAGAAACAGAUGUCACAAUGCAUGCUGGUAGUAGGGACUCUCCUAAUAACUUCCUAAACAAUUGAUCUGCUCGACUGCUCCUGAAUCUGAUAACCAAAGCAGUGCUGCUAAUGACACCAUUGCCCCCCAAUGGAGGCCUCACACAAGCGAGAUUGAUGGUAUGGAUGAAAAAGAAAUGUCAUAUUCUUUCAUUGAUCAGUUGAAAACAUGAACUUCCUAUUGGUACUUUUUAAAGUGUAGUUUGUACCUCUUCUGCACGAUGAAGCUGUAGUAUGGAUUAUGAUGUCUGUCUGUUGCCAGGAUACUGCACUGAGUUGUUUUGAUGCAUGUCAGCUACUGUAUUAACGUCUGUAAUGGGCUUGAGGCAGAGGUCAGCUCGAGCAUCAUCUCUGUUCACCCCUACUUACACCCCAACUUCUCAUUUUGAGCUUCUAUUUAUGAAUACAUAUAUUUGUACAGAGAAAAACAAAUAUUUUGCAUCUUCUGUGGCGUUCUCUCGACUUUUAUGGCACUCCUGCAUGAUAGCAAUAAACUAUUUUGAAUGAAAGACA
Oncorhynchus masou masou (cherry salmon) is the source of this 4635-nucleotide messenger RNA. RefSeq names its product stromal interaction molecule 1-like. The record is from RefSeq and is a predicted model, not a curated record. The transcript has 14 exons. The coding region runs from base 633 to 2750 and encodes 705 amino acids. Lineage: Eukaryota; Metazoa; Chordata; Actinopteri; Salmoniformes; Salmonidae. Gene Ontology annotation, biological process: store-operated calcium entry; intracellular calcium ion homeostasis; activation of store-operated calcium channel activity. Gene Ontology annotation, molecular function: calcium channel regulator activity; calcium ion binding; protein binding. Gene Ontology annotation, cellular component: endoplasmic reticulum; plasma membrane.